GGCGGGGAAGCUGUGGGGGUCGUGCGGCGGCUAUGGAGGGGGCUCCAUCCGCCAGCCCUGGGCUCUGGGCGAGCUGAGGAGACCGGAGUUUUUCCCCAGCAGGGAGCCGCGCAGGCCGGCGACCUCUCCCCAAGGCUCUACUGCUGGGACCGCGCCCGCGCCCGCGGCGCCGCUCCCGCCCCCCUUCAGCGCAGUCUGCGCCUCUUGCUGGGUCUCACCAGCUCGCAGUGCGCGUUUAUGCUGCGGUAAACGCAUUGAAGGAACGCACAGCUUAUCUAAUACGGUUUUGAACUAAUUUUCGGUAUGCCAGCUGGGGUGUGCUUUGACCAAUUCUGAUCCUGUUUCCAGAGAACACAGUUGCUUAGACAAUCUGUUAUCUUCGCGUCCUGUCUUCCUUUGGACACCAGAACAUCCUAGAGAUCAGGGGCCUCUCCCAUGCCCUGGAACCAUCCUCUCACGGUGCUGCUCUUCACUGGUGCCAACAACAGAGCUCCCGCAGGCAGGCCUGGAUCAGUGGGGACUGGGGCCCUGAAGUGAGAUGGAGCAAGGCAGAGCGGCCCUUGGGAGAGGGGCAUGGCGCGGCCCUGUGCUUUAGACUUGGCACCCUAUGGCUUGAGGAGGUGACACUGUGUCGACGUGUGUGUGAAGGGAGGACGGCUGAAGGUACAUGCGGUCUCCCGGACGUCACAAACUCCGCGGACGCGGCUCACACCCGCGCGCACGCGCAGCAGGGGUCUUAGCCACACCGGCGUACGGCGGGGCACGGGCCCUGCCGCAAACGGGCGCGCUCCCUUCUGGGCAAGCAGGUGCGAGGCGCGCACCAUGGAACAGCCCUUAGCUGAGUUUCGGUUUGCGCGCAAACGGCCGGCCUGGCGGCCCAACACAGCAUUUCCAGCCAGGGCGCACAAACCUCGGGAGAGAAGGUGGAAGCCGCAGCGGCUCUAAAGGCAGCCCCAGGCUGGCUAAAGCGGUUCCUGGUACGGAAACCGAGGCCCCAGUGCUGGGGCCCUACCCCGCCUGGUUCAGGCCUAUCAUACUCGUCCUUCUCCUUCCUGGGAAAUUGCUGAUGGCCUUUCUUGUUCUUCCUCUGAAGUCACUUCUAAGUCUUGCUCUGCUCUGGAUGUUUAUACAUCCUUUCUUUUUACUGCAUUCUUCACAACAGACUCUUCCAUUUCAGUGGUAGGCUUCAAGGAAAGAUGUUUUACAGGAGGCCCUUCUCCUUUUACCAUAUUUUUUUUCUUUUUUAUAUGAAGGUUCAAGUAAAGACUCUGAAGCAGUCUCAGGGAUAUACUGCUUGGUAGUAAAAGUCAAGUCUUCAUCAUCUAGUUUACGACAUGAAUCAACACACAGUUCUUUGAAAAUACUGAAUGCAGAUUCGUCAGAACUCCCUGAAUCUUCUGCACUUGCUCCUCCUUUUUUCAAACUUGCAUUCUUUGAUGGUUCUGGAUUGUCAUUUUGAAGACCAUUUUCAAGUAUCUUUUUUUUUAUGUUGCAAAAUUUGUUGUUGAAUGCUAGUCAAAACACCAGAAAUAGCAUAAUUGUUUGCUGUCUGUCCAUACAUAUCUUGAAUAAAGACAGUAAUAUUUUGUUGAAGAAUGCCGACUAUACCUAACGAGCCAUAAUGUACAGCAGGCGUGAAGGCUAUUCCUCUCAACCUAUCAACAGCAUGUACAUUUGCCUGUUUCUUCACUAAAAAUUCCAGCAUUUGCUGUCUUUUGCAAACUGCGGCAAGUAAAAGUGGUGUGUUUCCAUCAUUGUUCAGCACUUCAAUAUCCGUAUCACGGGAAAGUAGUUUUUCUACCAAGAAUGUACUCUCAUUAUAGGACAGCAUAGUGGAGAGCAGAGUUGCUGUAGACAUUCACCUUCCAGCAGAACAAUGCCACAAAUCUCUUCCUGGCAAUGUACAACCUCCUCAAAGGCAUCCCAUUUUGGUUAUCACCAAUGUCAAUGUGGCAUUUUCAGUUCACCAGGAGAGUCCCCACUUCCACAUGGCCAUUGGCACAGGCCACAUGUACAGCAGCCCUGUCCAUCCACAGCUGAAGGGAUAGAGAAACUGCCAUACAGAUACACACAGAAUAUGCUUCAGCCAUAAAGCUUUGGGAAAUCCUGUCAUCCACAGCCACAUGGAGAAACCCAGAGGACAUUAGCUCCAAGAAAAUGAGCCUGGUGGAGCAAGUCCCACGCUGCAUGAUCUCAGGCAUGUGGACUCCAAAAAGCUUUAUCUCCUGCCCAUCCACAGAUGAAGGGAUCAAGAAACUCUAAUAUAUAUACACAAAGGAAUGUUCUUUGGCCAUCAAGAUAAUUAAAGGAUGUCAGUUGGAGGAACACAGAUGGCCCGCCGAGGCUGUGGCUGCCUCAUCCUGCACUGUGGAUGGAAGCCGCUGAUCCUACAGGAGGUGGAGCUCAGGUGGUAAUGCUCGCUCCUGCUGUGCCGCCAAGUUCUUAACAGGCCAGGGACGAUAUUGGUCCAGGGAUGAGGGACCCCUGCUCCAGAUGACAGCCAGAGUAGUCUUAAAUGUGCUGGCCUCCAGUGAUUGGCCACUACCGCGAGGGCCGCCGGGACACGCACUCGGCGGUUGUUCCAGAAGAAAGAGACAGCGAUGGCGGCAGAGGCUUCGAAGACUGGGCCUUCCCGGUCUUCCUACCAGCGGAUGGGGAGGAAGAGUCAGCCCUGGGGUGCCGCUGAAAUCCAGUGCACCAGGUGUGGCAGGAGGGUAUCCAGAGCAUCCGGUCAGCAUUGUGAACUUCAAUAUGGAAAUGCUUUUUGUGAACUAUGCUUGUUAAUGACUGAAGAAUGCACCACAAUUAUAUGCCCUGAUGGUGAGGUUGCUACAGCCGUAAAUACUAGACAACACUACUACCCAAUGGCUGGAUAUGUUAAAGAAGACUCCGUAAUGGAAAAACUGCAGCCUAAGACGAUAAAGAAUUGUUCUCAGGACUUUAAGAAGACUGAUCAGCUAACUACUGGUUUAGAACGUUCAGCCUCCACACACAGGACUGUUUUGAACUCAUCAGCUGUAAUGUUGGUCACUAAUACUGCAGAAGAAAUUGAUGAAGCAUUGAAUACAGCACACCAUAAUUUUGAACAAUUAAGCAUUGCUGGAAAAGCACUUGAACACAUGCAGAAGCAAACGAUAGAGGAGAGAGAAAGAGUUAUAGAAGUUGUGGAGAAACAGUUUGACCAACUUUUGGCUUUUUUUGAUUCCAGGAAACAGAACCUGUGUGAAGAAUUUGCAAGAACUACUGAUGAUUAUCUAUCAAAUUUAAUAAAGGCUAAAAGCUACAUUGAAGAGAAAAAAAAUAAUUUGAAUGCAGCUAUGAACAUAGCAAGAGCAUUACAAUUAUCACCUUCUCUAAGAACAUACUGUGACCUGAAUCAGAUUAUCCGGACUUUGCAGUUAACUUCAGAUAGUGAAUUAGCACAAGUUAGUUCUCCACAACUAAGGUACCCUCCCAGGUUGAGUGUGAAUUGCAGUGAGAUCAUCUGUAUGUUCAACAAUAUGGGAAAGAUUGAAUUUGGGGACUCAACAAAAUGUUAUCCCCAAGAAAAUGAAAUUAGACAGAAUGUUCAAAAGAAAUAUAAUAACAAAAAGGGACUUUCUUGUUACGAUACAUACCCACCACUAGAAAAGAAAAAGGUUGACAUGUCUGUCCUAACCAGUGAAGCACCACUACCUCCUUUGCAACCUGAGACAAAUGAUAUACAUUUAGAAGCAAAAAACUUCCAGCCACAGAAAGACGUUGUUGCAACAGCAUCCCCUAAAACCAUUGCUGUGUUACCUCAGAUGGGAUCUAGCCCUGAUGUGAUAAUUGAAGAAAUUAUUGAAGACAACAUGGAAAAUGAUCUUGGGGAGACACCUAGAUAUCCAAAAAAGCCUCUUCAGAAAAACUCAUCUGUUCCUUUUGGAUCAAAAGCAGGUUCUGCAGAGCUAGUUUUUGUAAGCCAUGUAAUAGAUCCUUGCCAUUUCUACAUUCGGAAGUAUUCAAAAAUAAAAGAUGCCAAAGUACUGGAGAAGAAGGUGAAUGAAUUUUGCAGUAGGAGUUCACACCUUGAUCCUUCAGACAUUUUGGAACUAGGUGCAAGAGUAUUUGUCAACAGUAUUAAAAAUGGAAUGUGGUGUCGAGGAACUAUCACAGAAUUAAUUCCAAUAGAGGGUAAAAAUAUUAGAAAACCUUGUAGUCCAACCAGAUUAUUUGUCCAUGAAGUUGCACUAAUACAAAUAUUCAUGGUAGAUUUUGGAAAUUCUGAAGUCCUGAUUGUCUCAGGAAUUGUUGAUACCCAUGUGAGACCAGAACACUCUGCUAAGCAACAUAUCGCACUAAAUGAUUUAUGUCUGGUUCUAAGGAAAUCUGAACCAUAUAUUGAAGGGCUGCUAAAAGACAUCCAGCCAUUAGCACAACCAUGCUCAUUGAAAGACAUUGUUCCACAGAAUUCAAAUGAAGGCUGGGAAGAGGAAGCUAAAGUGGAAUUUUUGAAAAUGGUAAAUAACAAGGCUGUUUCAAUGCAAGUUUUUAGAGAAGAAGAUGGUGUGCUUAUUGUAGAUCUGCAAAAACCACCACCGAAUAAAAUAAGCAGUGAUAUGCCUGUGUCUCUUAGAGAUGCGCUGGUUUUUAUGGAACUAGCAAAGUUUAAGUCACAAUCACUAAGAAGUCACUUUGAAAAAAAUACUACUUUACACUAUCAUCCACCUAUUUUGCCUAAAGAAAUGACAGAUGUUUCAGUAACGGUUUGUCAUAUAAAUAGUCCUGGAGAUUUCUAUCUUCAGUUGAUAGAGGGCCUGGAUUUUGUAUUUCUAGUAAAGACAAUCGAGGAAUUCUAUAAAAGUGAAGACGGAGAAAAUCUGGAAAUCCUCUGUCCAGUUCAAGAUCAAGCCUGUGUAGCUAAAUUUGAAGAUGGACUUUGGUACCGAGCAAAAGUUAUCGGAUUGCCUGGACAUCAGGAAGUUGAAGUUAGAUAUGUGGACUUUGGUAAUACUGCAAAAAUAACAAUUAAAGACGUGCGUAAAAUAAAGGAUGAGUUUCUGAAUCCCCCAGAGAAGGCUAUUAAAUGUAAGUUGGCCUAUAUUGAACCAUAUAAAAGGACAAUGCAGUGGUCCAAAGAAGCUAAAGAAAAAUUUGAAGAAAAGGCUCAAGAUAAAUUUAUGACAUGUUCAGUUAUCAAAAUCUUGGAAGAUAAUAUGCUCUUAGUUGAGCUUUUCGAUUCUCUUGGUGCUCCUGAAAUGACUACUACUAGUAUUAAUGACCAGCUAGUCAAAGAGGGCCUAGCAUCUUAUGAAAUAGGAUACAUCCUCAAAGAUAAUUCUCAAAAGCAUAUUGAAGUUUGGGAUCCUUCUCCAGAAGAAAUUAUUUCAAAUGAAGUACACAACUUAAAUCCUGUGUGUGCAAAAUCUCUACCUAAUGAGAAUUUUCAGUCACUUUAUAAUAAGGAAUUGCCUGUGCAUAUCUGUAAUGUAAUAUCUCCUGAGAAGAUUUAUGUUCAGUGGAUGUUAACUGAAAACUUACUUAAUAGUUUAGAAGAAAAGAUGAUAGCUGCUUAUGAAAACUCAAAAUGGGAACCUGUUAAAUGGGAAAAUGAUAUGCACUGUGCUGUUAAGAUCCAAGAUAAAAAUCAGUGGCGAAGAGGCCAGAUCAUCAGAAUGGUUACAGACACAUUGGUAGAGGUCUUGCUGUAUGAUGUGGGUGUUGAACUAGUAGUGAAUGUUGACUGUUUAAGAAAACUUCAAGAAAAUCUAAAGACAAUGGGAAGACUCUCUUUGGAAUGUUCUCUGGUUGACAUAAGACCAGCUGGUGGGAGUGACAAGUGGACAGCCACAGCUUGUGACUGUCUUUCAUUGUACCUGACUGGAGCUGUAGCAACUAUAAUCUUACAGGUGGAUAGUGAGGAAAACCACACAACAUGGCCAUUACCUGUGAAAAUUUUCUGCAGAGAUGAAAAAGGAGAGCGUGUUGAUGUUUCUAAAUAUUUGAUUAAAAAGGGUUUGGCUUUGAGAGAAAGGAGAGUUAAUAAAUUAGAUAACAGCCAUUCAUUGUCUGAGAAGUCUCUGGAAGUCCCCCUGGAACAGGAAGAUUCAGUAGUUACUAACUGUAUCAAAACUAACUUUGACCCUGACAAGAAAACUGCUGACAUAAUCAGUGAACAGAAAGUGUCUGAAUUUCAGGAGAAAAUUCUAGAACCAAGAACCACUAGAGGGUAUAAACCACCAGCUAUUCCUAACAUGAAAGUAUUUGAGGCAACAGUCAGCUGUGUUGGUGAUGAUGGAACUAUAUUUGUAGUACCUAAACUAUCAGAAUUUGAGCUAACAAAAAUGACAAAUGAAAUUCAAAGUAAUUUAAAAUGCCUUGGUCUUUUGGAGCCUUAUUUCUGGAAAAAAGGAGAAGCAUGUGCAAUAAGAGGAUCCGAUACUCUGUGGUAUCGCGGCAAGGUGAUGGAGGUUGUAGGUGGCGCCGUCAGAGUACAAUAUUUAGAUCAUGGAUUCACUGAAAAGAUUCCGCAGUGCCAUCUUUACCCUAUUUUGCUGUAUCCUGAUAUACCCCAGUUUUGUAUUCCUUGUCAGCUCCAUAAUACCACACCUGUUGGGAAUGUCUGGCAACCAGAUGCAAUAGAAGUUCUUCAACAACUGCUUUCAAAGAGAGAGGUGGACAUUCACAUUAUGGAAUUACCUAAAAAUCCAUGGGAGAAAUUGUCUAUUCACCUCUAUUUUGAUGGAAUGUCACUUUCUUAUUUUAUGGCAUACUAUAAAUACUGUACUUCUGAACAUACUGAGGAGAUGUUGAAAGAAAAACCAAGAUCAGAUCAUGAUAAAAAGUAUGAAGAGGAACAAUGGAAAAUAAGGUUUGACGAAUUGCUUUCGGCUGAAACAGACACUCCUCUUUUACCACCGUAUUUGUCUUCAUCUCUGCCUUCCCCAGGAGAACUCUAUGCUGUUCAAGUUAAGCACAUUGUCUCACCUAAUGAAGUGUAUAUUUGCCUUGAUUCUAUAGAAACUUGUAACCAGCAUAGUGACACAGAUGAUAGUGGAGUCGGCAGGGAAUCAGAAUCCGAGAGCCUUGAUGAAGCACUGCAGAGGGUUAAUAAGAAAGUAGAGGCGCUUCUUCCUCUGACGGAUUUUAGAACAGAAAUGCCUUGCCUUGCAGAAUAUGAUGAUGGCUUAUGGUAUAGAGCGAAGAUUGUUGCCAUUAAAGAAUUUAAUCCUUUAUCUAUCUUAGUACAAUUUGUUGAUUAUGGAUCAACUGCAAAGCUGACAUUAAACAGACUGUGCCAAAUUCCUUCUCAUCUUAUGCGGUAUCCAGCUCGAGCCAUAAAGGUUCUCUUGGCAGGGUUUAAACCUCCCUUAAGGGAUCUAGGGGAGACAAGAAUACCAUAUUGUCCCAAAUGGAGCAUGGAGGCACUGUGGGCUAUGAUAGACUGUCUUCAAGGAAAACAACUUUAUGCUGUGUCCAUGGCUCCAGCACCAGAACAGAUAGUGACAUUAUAUGAUGAUGAACAGCAUCCAGUUCAUAUGCCAUUAGUAGAAAUGGGGCUUGCAGAUAAAGAUGAGUAACUGCCUAAGUAUUAAAAACUCAAGAUGUGAAUGCAAAAGCGCAUAGAAGAAAACAGUGUACUUGUGGCCUGAGGAUUGAGAAGAAUUAAAGCCAUGAAAACCAAAAACUAUUUUAAAAUACUAGUAAAUUCGACAUUCCAAGGAAAAACAUACAUUAAAAAAAACACAAACUGAAAAGCUAAACCCAGAUUGGGAGGAAAUAUUAGCAGUGCUUGUAACUGACAAAGGAUUACUAUGCAGAAUAAUUAACUUUAUAAGGAGAAACACACACACACCCCCAAAAUUUU
Nomascus leucogenys (northern white-cheeked gibbon) is the source of this 7828-nucleotide messenger RNA. RefSeq names its product ring finger protein 17 (gene RNF17). The transcript has 40 exons. The record is from RefSeq and is a predicted model, not a curated record. Lineage: Eukaryota; Metazoa; Chordata; Mammalia; Primates; Hylobatidae. Bases 2601 to 7541 code for a protein of 1646 amino acids.